GCGCCCAAUGAGAGCUUGAAGCGGCAAUUUAGGGCCUCACAAAAGCAUGUCGAAAGAGAUAUGGGAAAUUUAAAGACGAUGGCAAAAGAAAUGAGUCAAAAGGAAGGACAAACUACAGAAGACGCGAUCAGUGCACUUGACAGCAUGAUUGCCAAAGUGGAUUCAUUGCAGAGCAAGCUCGCAGAGGUUCAUGAGAAGGGGACUACGCCUAUUGUGGCAACCAUGCGUACUCGACUACGGCACUUGGAUGAACUCGACAAGCUAGAUGAGAAUGAGCUAGAUCCAUGGACAGAUACACGCAUCAACAGAUGGCUAGUAGACUGGAAUUUACGCAACGGACACAUGGAGACCGCCCGUUUAUUAGCCGAUGAGAAUGGCAUUGAGGACUUGGUAGAUUUGUCAUUGUUCGCCGAGAUUCAAAGAAUCGAGCAGGCUUUAGAGAAACACAGUUGCACAGAAGCUCUAGCUUGGUGUAGCGAUAAUAAGAAUGCUUUGCGAAAGAUCAAG
Molecule: messenger RNA, 507 nt
Organism: Acaulospora colombiana
Lineage: Eukaryota; Fungi; Glomeromycota; Glomeromycetes; Diversisporales; Acaulosporaceae
Source: the annotation of a GenBank genome assembly